Messenger RNA from Nezara viridula (southern green stink bug), 4655 nucleotides. Lineage: Eukaryota; Metazoa; Arthropoda; Insecta; Hemiptera; Pentatomidae. The record is from the annotation of a GenBank genome assembly.
AAAUAUUAUAUUUGUAUUGGUUGAAAAAAAAUAUCGGAAUGCUUUUUUAAUGUAGAAAGUAAUAUUUUCUAGCCAUGUAUAUAAGAAAGGUUAUAAUUUCGAAAAAAGAAAACAGAACCUCUUCUGGGAGAUAGCCGGCUUGUCUCAAGUUUGUUUGUAUCGAAUAAGUUUAUGUCUGUUAAGUGCGCCAAACUGUUUAUAAUCUUUCUUAGCUCAUGUCAAUAUUAAUUUGAGACUUAUUUAUGAGAAAAGCUACAUUUUAUUAUUUUUAUCAUGGAACUUCCUGCAGCUCCACAAGAUAUAGAACUAAGGAACAUAAUUGACAAACUUGCCCAGUUUGUUGCUCGCAAUGGCCCCGAGUUCGAGCAAAUGACAAAAAAUAAGCAGAAAGGCAAUCCCAAGUUCGGUUUUCUCUUCGGAGGAGAAUAUUUCAAUUAUUAUCAAUAUAAAGUUACCACUGAGCAAGCCAUUCUGAAGGUGAAAGAAAAUAGAGAUGUUGGAAGUACUACAAUGAACGCCAAUCCAGUUUUGAAUUCUUCUACAAAUUCUAAUGCAUCUGCUAUUAGUGCUUUAUUGAUGAAUGCAGUGCAGGGAAUAGCUUCACAGAAUAACGUUCAAACUGUUAUGAAUAAUGUAGCUACUCAAGGUGCUGCAGCUGUAAAUUUGCUCUCACAAUGGUUAGUGCAGGCUGCUCCUCUUCAGCCAACGAUGGAGUCCAUCGCAAGAGAGCAAGCUGCCCUGCAAGAGCAGACCCACCAGUCCCAGCAGAAUCUCAACGCCCAGCACCUAGUUCUCAUUCAACAGCAAGAAGCACAAGUAGAAGAAGCGAUAAGAAAGGCUGAGAGUGACAAGCUGAUAAGGGAAGCUGAUGAGCUGGGAAUAAACCUUACAGAUCUCGAUAAUAUCUUGCAGCCGAUCACUGAUACAUGUACUAAGGAUUCUAUAUCUAACGGGAAAGCUUGGAUUCUUCAAAGAGCUACUUCUAAGUCUGUCAACGAUCUGCUGGCCCGAUAUCUACUUCAUAAGGUCCUCGAACCAGACAAGACGUUCAACCAUAAACUACAUAUUAUCUACCUAGUCAACGACAUCCUCCAUCACUGUGUCAGAAAACAUACAGAAGAAUUCAAGAUUGCUUUGGAGCAAGUCGUAGUUCCGAUGUUCUGCAAUGCUUCCCUCGGAGUAAAUGAUGAGCAACAAGCCAAAUUAAAUAAAUUGCUAACCAUUUGGGAAAUGAAGAACCAUUAUUUUUCUGAUGAGAUUGUCUCCCAACUCCAUGACCCGGUCGUCUCCUGGACGCGAUAUAAGUCUGAAAGAGCAGCUGAUCAUAGAGAAAUCGUUGACCGACUGACAGCAGAUACUAAAUCUGCUUUCUUGAAUUUUCAAUCGCAGCAUCUCGCCUUUGUUUCUCACACCAUGAGGCAAAUACAGACCUUGGAACAGCAGAAGCAGCAGUUGGAAGCUGUGCAGAAACAGCAGCAACAAAUACAACAGCAGCAGCAACUGCAACAACAACAAUUACAGCAAACUCCUCUUCCACCACAACAAGCUGCCCCUAUCUUCGCUCAGGCCAGCCAGCCGCCGCCUCCCGACUUGAUCCCUCCCUCUCAGGCGAGCAGCGGGAACGAGCCCGCGCCGCCUCCGCCAGACGUUUGGCAGCCCGCCCCCGAACCUCCUGGCACCCAGCCAGCGUUGGAGCCUCACUUCCCUCCGGGGACAGGACCACCGAACACCCACCCUGAUCUGGGGAUCAACAUGUCGCUACCUCCCCCAGGCUUCCUUUUCCAACCGCCUCCUCCCACCAUAGAGUUGCCCGAUCUUACUAGGCCACCGCCUGGGUUUGCACCUGUCCAACCAGAGAUACAACCGGAAGAUCUCCUUCCAUCGCUUCCGUAUUUCGAUCUGCCUGCUGGCCUCAUGGUUCCUCUUAUCAAGCUGGAAGACUACAAGUACAAACCGCUCGACCCAGAUGCUAUCAGACUGCCUCCACCAGCUCCUCCGUCGGAGAGGUUAUUAGCGGCUGUCAAGGCUUUUUAUACUCCUCCUGGUCACGAUCAACCUAGGGACAGCGAUGGUUGGGAAAAGCUUGGACUCUACGAAUAUUUCAGAGCAAAAAUAUCAGCUAGAAAACAGAAAGAAAAAGAUAUAGAAGACGGCUUAAGGGAAAUGUCAAGAUCUCCUAGUCCAGUAAAAAGUUGGCAAGAAGUCAACAGAUCACCUCCACCAAAGCGAAGAUAUUCCAGUCGGAGUAGAAGCCGUAGCCGAGAGAGGACCGGCAAGCAGCGACGCCGCAGAGAGCGAAGCCCACAGCAGCAGAGGCAGGACUCGAAUAGCUCUCCUCCUCCUCAGUUCAUGGGUAUCGGUUUCCGUUCCGAACCUGACGAGAGGUCUGAAGAGCGACUGACCGAAGGCAACAAGGGCCACCAGAUGUUGAAGAAGAUGGGCUGGUCUGGGGCUGGCCUCGGCGUCAAAGAGCAAGGCAUCGAGACUCCCAUCCAAGGAGGAGAUAUUCGUGACAGGAGCGACCAGUACAAAGGAGUCGGAGUGAAUUUGAACGAUCCCUACGAAAACUUCAGAAAGAGUAAAGGACAGGCAUUCAUAACUCGAAUGAAGGCUCGGGCAGAAGAGAGGUCUUGAUUAUCGGAGAUUGCACCAGGAAUUGGCGACAUCCCUCUCGACCAUUUGUCGCAAUGAUAAGACUAUGACUACGUAUCGGUGUCAGUGCUGAAAACUUACGUCUCCUUAGUCUCUUUUCAUCGGUACCUGACUGCUUUAAAUCCAAUCGAGCAGUUGUAGACAGAUAGCAGUGGUGCUAAAGUGUCGCAAUACGAGAAUAACUUGGUUCUACUUGAAGCUAUUGCCCUGUAGGACUGGUCCACUCUGCUACCAUAGCUAAUAGAAAAUUUUAUAUAUAUAUAUAUACAUUAUUUAUUAUAGUUCAUUUAUUAUCAGAAAAUGUUUUUAUUUAAACUUAACAUUACACAUUGAAGUUUUCAGAUUUGUAUUAUCUAUGUUAGAUUUAAAAAAAAGCAUAUCUUUUAAGUGUAAUUAUUUACACUACCUCAAAAAAUAAAAGGUUAACAUAAUCGAUGCAUUUAAAUAAUUGAAAAAUUUAAUUAAUUAAGAGAUGCUCACCCAGGAGUGUCCGGCCUAGGAACAUCUAACUUCAAAAUUAUCAAGUAGCUGUCCGGAGAGGUUUUUAGUCAUAUAAAAAAACAAAUAAGUUCAUUUUCUGAAAUGUAUUUGAUAUAUAUUACUAAACUACUUACUGUCUCGUAGCCUACAUUGUACAGUCGUCGUCAUACAAAUUGUAUCACCUAGGAAAAAUUGUAUUUUAUUUACCAGAUCGCUAUCUGCAAGAUCUCAGCAUAUUUCUUUGCCAGUUUUGAAACAAUAUUCUAAAAAUAAUCACACCAUUAAGCUGUCAAAUUUUUUGUUUGUUUUAUUCUUCCCGUUUUUUUUCAAAACUAUGACUACCGUUGAUUGGUGAUACCCUAUCCUCGUUAUUAUUUCCUGUGGAAAUUCCUUUACUUCAUGCUUUCUGAUGAGGACAGUUUUUGAUAUAGAUCAUAAUUACAGCUUUUAUUCUGACAGUUAAAACGGAACUGAGAAACUUUGUUUUAAAGUUUUCUUUUACCUUAAUAAGCAAAGAAAAAAAAAACAUUCAAUGGAAUCAACGUUAUAAACAUAGAAUAAAAAUAAAUAGGUGAUACCAUUUCUAUGACCAUGACUGUAUUAAUUAUAGUAUAAUUAAUUGUUAUUAACUGUUUCAAUAAUAAAAAUAUAUAAAGGGCAGCGUCAGAAAAAAAUGAUGCCGUAGAAGACUGUAUUUUUUUAGUCAACAAAAGAAAUCGUGACUAAUGAUUAAAUUUCGAGUCCCUAAAAAUUUAAUUGUUAUUCAUGAUUAAUAUUUUAGUCAUAAUAUUGUUCAUGACAAAUUCAGAAUAAAACUUUAGAAAAAAUUAAAAAUUAAAUCGAAACAGUCAGAUCAUGUCUGAUUGUUAUUGUAAACAAUGAACUGUUAAGUCAUUUGCGAUGGAAUUAACAAUGAUGAGCGAGUAAUUUGUGAUAGCUCCAUUAUUAUUCAAUAAUACAUAGUACAAACUGAAUACUUGACACAAAUAUGAAUCUUGUAAAAGUGUUAGUGCAACAAAGAUUUUGGUUAUUCAGUUUAAUGUUCAAAUAAUUUGUUGUAGUAUUGAUAUGAAUAAAGUUUAUAAUUAUUGACUCAAAAUUAAUCAAUCUAUUCAAGUUUUUUAGUAUUUUUUCUCAUAGGAUACAUUUUUAGUCAUUUUCAAUAAACUUUAUUUGUGAUUAAAAAUUUAGUCAUUUUUUCUUAGUUGGGUAAAAUUUUAAUGGAAUAAUACCCAACUCUGAAAAAGGGAGACUUUUUUUUUUUUUUAAAUUAAUCACCUAUACUAUAUAGAAAUAAUUAUUGUGAAAAUAGCAGGGUAUUACACGGUUUAUAAUAUUGGAGUGAAGAAAAAAUGUCACACCUCAAUAAGGGGAAGCUUUGGUUAUAAAAUGUGCUAUAAGUUAUAGCAUUCCUGAGAUGACAAAAAAUCUUUUAUUGAAAAGACAAUCUUUCAUUUUUUUUUUUAAUUUAAAAAAUGUUCUUAUUAAAAAUUUGAUUCAAUAACAUAACUGUGUUAUGUUAA